Zophobas morio is the source of this 1476-nucleotide messenger RNA. It is a transcript of the gene Prps, whose product is annotated as ribose-phosphate pyrophosphokinase 1. Lineage: Eukaryota; Metazoa; Arthropoda; Insecta; Coleoptera; Tenebrionidae. Gene Ontology annotation, biological process: purine nucleotide biosynthetic process; 5-phosphoribose 1-diphosphate biosynthetic process; ribonucleoside monophosphate biosynthetic process. Gene Ontology annotation, cellular component: ribose phosphate diphosphokinase complex; cytoplasm. The record is from RefSeq and is a predicted model, not a curated record. The transcript is spliced from 6 exons. Bases 86 to 1207 code for a protein of 373 amino acids. Gene Ontology annotation, molecular function: ribose phosphate diphosphokinase activity; ATP binding; magnesium ion binding.
UUAAUUUAUGUCAGGGGGCAUUUUUCAGUACUUUAAUCAAUAAUUUUACUUUGAACACUGGUCUUUGCAAGUGUGAAAAUUAAACAUGUCUGGGGAUAAAGUUAUGCCCGUAUCCCAAACCGUCCGUGCCAAAAGCUUGUUGCGGGCGAACCUAGAAAAGUCUUCGAGUCUUCUUAGAAGCAGAAUGCCUAACAUCAAAGUCUUCAGCGGGACGUCCCAUCCAGAUUUGGCCCAGAGAAUCGUGGACCGGUUGGGAAUCGACUUGGGAAAAGUGGUGACGAAGAAAUUCAGCAACCUAGAAACAUGCGUCGAAAUCGGAGAGUCGGUACGAGGCGAAGACGUGUAUAUUGUACAGUCAGGCAGCGGCGAAGUCAAUGAUAACCUAAUGGAACUUCUAAUUAUGAUAAAUGCGUGUAAAAUUGCAUCAGCAAGCCGGGUUACGGCUGUCAUCCCGUGUUUCCCUUAUGCUCGCCAGGACAAAAAAGACAAGCCCUCUACUAGUAAUGACGUCGAACGCAACGUGGAAAAGUGGAAGUCUAUUGAAUGGAAAUUCAGGAGCCGUGCUCCCAUCUCGGCCAAAUUGGUGGCAAACAUGUUGUCGGUAGCUGGAGCAGACCACAUUAUCACGAUGGACUUGCACGCAUCACAAAUCCAAGGAUUCUUCGACAUACCAGUCGAUAAUUUAUACGCAGAACCUGCCGUUUUGAAAUGGAUUAAAGAAAACAUUGUCGAGUGGAGGAACAGUAUCAUAGUGUCACCAGAUGCGGGUGGCGCGAAAAGGGUUACCUCAAUUGCAGACAGGCUUAACGUAGAGUUCGCGCUUAUCCACAAAGAAAGAAAAAAGGCCAACGAGGUGGCCUCAAUGGUGCUCGUAGGAGAUGUUAAGGACAGAGUUGCAAUUUUGGUUGAUGAUAUGGCGGACACUUGCGGUACAAUUUGUCACGCCGCUGAAAAGUUGACGGAAGCGGGCGCUACGAAAGUGUACGCUAUUUUAACGCACGGUAUAUUCUCAGGACCGGCGAUACAGAGAAUAAAUAAUGCCUGCUUUGAGGCUGUCGUCGUCACGAAUACGAUCCCACAAGACGCACACAUGAAGGAUUGUUCGAAAAUACAGUGCAUCGAUGUUUCCAUGAUGUUCGCGGAGGCUGUACGACGAACACACAACGGUGAAUCAGUGUCAUAUCUAUUCUCGAAUGUUCCUUAUUAAGUCCUUUUUCAUUAAAUUAAAAAGAGAAUUUGUUGUAUAAUGAAUCUUUAAAAGUAAUUAAUAUUUUUAUUUUACCUCUUGAAUAUCGUUUAGUAAGAAUAGAUUUUUAGUAAUUUCUAGAUGAUUUUUUAACGAAAAUGUUAGACAUUUUUGUGUUUUAUAACAUUUGUUUUAAAAUGAUACUGUCAUAAGGUGGCCAUAAUUGUCAUUUUUUCCGUCGAAUUUGUUAUAUUUUGAGAUAGAAUUAUUGCAAUAAAAUAUGUCUAUAA